Messenger RNA from Mytilus trossulus (common blue mussel), 895 nucleotides. RefSeq names its product profilin-like. The record is from RefSeq and is a predicted model, not a curated record. Gene Ontology annotation, molecular function: actin monomer binding. NCBI's taxonomy places the organism in Eukaryota, Metazoa, Mollusca, Bivalvia, Mytilida, Mytilidae. Gene Ontology annotation, cellular component: cell cortex. The transcript has 2 exons. The coding region runs from base 325 to 744 and encodes 139 amino acids.
GUGAAGGUUAAAAAUAUAUAUCAAAUAUACGUAUAAGAUAACAUAACUUUACCUUUCAUCUUUUACAAAAAUACUGAAAAAAUAUUUAAAUUUUAAAUUGCAUACAGACAGGAUAUUUCAUCAAUUAUUCGUUGCGUCGGAUAUAAAAGAAUUUAAAUCUCCGGUUUUAUUUGAACAAAUCAUUCAACCGAUACGGCCAGCAAAUCGUAUUAAACUUGAACUUCCGUCUCACAUGUGUAGUUAGGUAGGGUUGGUGUGUACACGUAUCUGUCCAUCUUGAAACGCAGUUUUUGACCAAUUUGAACCACUCACCAAAACAGCAAAAUGUCAUGGGAUAGUUAUAUAGAUAAUUUGAUUGCUCAUACAAAAGAUGGCAGUGGCAGUGCGAAUGCAGACAAGGCUUGUAUUAUUGGCCUUGAUGGUUCAAAGUGGACAACAGAUGCGCCAGCAACGGCUAUCAAGAUAACAGCUGCAGAGGCUGCCACUAUUGGAAAAGCUUUUAAAAGUAGAGAUUUUUCACCAUUUAUGUCGAGUGGAGUCACUGUGGAAGGAAUAAAAUACCAAUUUUUAAGAGAAGAAGAUAAUAAAUUAGUCUUAGCGAAAAAGAAAGACCUAGGUGCACUAACUCUACAAACUUCCAAAACAGGUGUGGUAAUUGGUCAUACCAAAGAAGGAGGUCAACAAGGCAAUACGAACAAAGGAGUUGCAACAAUAGCUGAAUAUCUAGAAUCCUUAAACAUGUAGAACAGUCGUCAACAAGUUACUGACAAUAACCUAUGCAUCUAUGCACAAUAUAUUUCCUAAAAACUAAGCAAUGUUUCUAUUGAGGUUCGCAUUAUACUUUAAUAUCUCUGUUUUACAUUAUACAAUUAAUAAAACAUACAUCUGACAAUUA